Vicia faba (fava bean) is the source of this 819-nucleotide messenger RNA. Lineage: Eukaryota; Viridiplantae; Streptophyta; Magnoliopsida; Fabales; Fabaceae. The record is from the annotation of a GenBank genome assembly.
AUGGCUAAUGAUAAUUCAGCAAGAGUUGAAACCAAUGAUAUUGAAAACAAUGAUACUGUUUUAGAUGUAAACAAAGAUUCCUCUCAAGACUCUUAUGUUCCUUUCUUGCAAAAGUUAAUAGCAGAGGUUGUGGGAACAUAUUUCUUGUUAUUUGCAGGAUGUGCUUCAAUUAUAGUGAACAAGAACCACGACAACGUUGUCACACUUCCUGGGGUCGCAAUUGUUUGGGGACUUACUUUGUUGGUGUUGAUUUACUCUCUCGGUCAUAUCUCUGGUGCUCAUUUCAAUCCUGCUGUUACCAUUGCUUUUGCUACUACAAGGAGGUUUCCUCUCAUACAGGUACCAGCCUAUAUACUGGCUCAACUCCUGGGGGGUACACUAGCAAGUGGAACUCUAAAAUUAAUAUUCAGUGGCACACAUGACCAGUUCUCAGGAACACUUGCAACUGGCUCUAACUUUCAAGCUUUUGCCCUUGAAUUUAUAGUCACAUUUCACCUUAUGUUUACAAUUUCCGCUGUUGCAACCGAUAAUAGAGCGAUUGGUGAGUUGGCUGGAAUUGCAGUUGGAUCUACAUUAUUGCUUAAUGUGUUGGUUGCAGGACCGAUAACAGGAGCAUCAAUGAAUCCGGUUAGAAGUUUAGGACCUGCUUUUGUACACAACGAAUAUAGAGGAAUAUGGAUAUUUAUAAUUUCUCCGAUUUUGGGAGCGGUGGCCGGAGCAUGGGUCUACAACCUUGUUAGGCACACUAACAAGCCAUUGCGUGAGAUCACCAAGAGUGCAUCCUUCCUCAAAGAAGCAAAGCGUGGGGGAAACAAUUGA